AUCCGACCCAUCUCCCAUCUCUCUACCGACCUACUAUAAACCCCCCUUUCAUCUCUCACACUGUCUCCCUCUCUUUUGCUUGCUCCAAAACCGAGGAGAAAGAGAGAGAGAGGGAGGGGACGAGAGAGGGAGCUCUGAUUUAUGUCUACGAGCACUGCUGCCUCAUUCCAUCGUCAAGCUCGAGCUCUCUGGACUCGCCCCUUCCUUACCUCUGCUCUUGAAUUCAUGACUCCGAACAGCGAUUCGAUGCGCUUGAAUUCGUCUGGGUACGUUUGCGAUGUUUGCUGGCUUGCUCGCUUACUUGCUUGCUUUGUUGAUUGAUUUAUUUGUGUUGCAGAGCUCGUUUUCUAGUGGAGUCCUUUGGGUUUCUCCUCCUGGAUCGGUAUUUCUUCAUCUUCUUGCUUCGGAUUAGAGGAGGAACCCUACCUUGACCAACCCUGUUAUCUCUCCUGCUAUUUUUUCUUGUGUUUUGCCCUUUUCUUUUGUGUUGUUUCCGAAUUUUGGGGGAGUUCCAGAGGGAGAUUAAGAUGAUGGAGCCGCGGAUUCAACAGCUCUGGAGCCGAUACAGGAUGCGAAGGAAGAGGAAGAUGAAGAAGUUAGACAGCUUGUGUUCGAUCAGAGAUCUGAAACCACCGAUGAUGAGGAGGAAGAUGAGUAGUGGGAAGUUGGAGAGGUCGAGCGCCGCCAGAUCGACUCCCGUCCAAAGAAUCAGGGUCUUCUUCACCGAUCCCGAUGCCACCGACAGCGACGACGGCGACGAGGCUGUGAUGAAGCAGUGUAAGCGAGUGGUCCGGGAGAUCCACGUGGACCGGAUCGCUAAAACCCUAAAAACCCCAGCUGAUCCGGAGAACGAGAGGAGGCAGAAGAAGAAGGAAGCGGCGAGAGUGGCGGUGCCGUCGCCCGCAAUCACCGGCAGGCACAAGGGCGUCCGGCAGCGGCGGUGGGGCAAGUGGGCGGCGGAGAUCCGGGACCCCAUCCGACGCGCCCGCCUCUGGCUCGGUACCUUCGCCACCGCCGAGGAGGCGGCUGCCGCAUACCGGGCUGCCGCGUCACGGCUGGAGGAGGAGAAGCGCCGUCUCCAGCACUCUGGGCCGGCGGAGGGCUCGGCCUAUUCCUUCGUCUCCGUCCCGUCCCCGUCCUCAGUCCUCACACCGCCAGCGGCGACGGCGGAGGAGAAGGCUGAAAGAACCAUCGCGGAGCUCUUCGGGGAGCGGCGGGUAGAGGUACCGGCCGAGAUGGACUUCGAUGCGCUUGACGGAGAGGCGCCGUUCUUGCUGGGCGAGCUGGGGGAUGACUUGAUCGGAUUCGACGAUGGAUUUGACGAUCUCCCACUCUGGGGGCAGACAUUGGACGGUGGAGAUUUCUCCUUCCUCGAUCUCUAGCUUCAUUUUUGCAGCGUAAAUGGUCACAGGAAAAAAUAAUUAUAUAUAUAUUAUACUUUUAUGGUUAGCUUUAUAGUGUGUCAGAGGUGGAGGUUGUGGUUCAUUCAGCCCUAUUUUUGCAGCUUAAGAAGGGCAGAGAAAAAUAUUCGCUGGGAGACAGUAGAAUAUGAUAGGAUUUUGGAAAUUGUAAUAAUCAAAAUAUAUAUUGUGAGAUAUA
Messenger RNA from Musa acuminata subsp. malaccensis (wild Malaysian banana), 1599 nucleotides. The record is from RefSeq and is a predicted model, not a curated record. Lineage: Eukaryota; Viridiplantae; Streptophyta; Magnoliopsida; Zingiberales; Musaceae.